Sapajus apella (tufted capuchin) is the source of this 4600-nucleotide messenger RNA. RefSeq names its product ATP-binding cassette sub-family A member 10-like. Lineage: Eukaryota; Metazoa; Chordata; Mammalia; Primates; Cebidae. The record is from RefSeq and is a predicted model, not a curated record. The transcript is spliced from 4 exons. Gene Ontology annotation, cellular component: intracellular membrane-bounded organelle; membrane. Gene Ontology annotation, molecular function: ATP hydrolysis activity; lipid carrier activity; ABC-type transporter activity. The coding region runs from base 1799 to 2227 and encodes 142 amino acids. Gene Ontology annotation, biological process: transmembrane transport; lipid transport.
GCUAUUGAGUUUGCUAUUUUGUAUAUUAACCUCUUAUCAGACGUAUCAUUUACAAAUAUUUUCUUUUCACUCUGUUGGUGGCUUUCCUGUUAGUUUUAUGAAGAGAGCUUUUGACUUCAAAAUUUCAGUCCCUAUACUCCCUAAAGGAAGAUCAUCUAGGAUUUGAGGGGGACACAACUGGAGAAAUUGAAAUACUUAGAAUGUUGUAUCAGUCUAGAUCUGGUCAGGAAAAAUGAGUUAUUGGAAACGUUGUGGGAGUAAAUGGGUUUAAUACAGGGAUUAGGUAUUCACAGAUGUACAAGAGUUAGAGGAGAGAAGGUUAAGUUAUAGCUAGAAAGUCAGGGAAAUAGCCAGUGAGGACCUUAGCCUGAUGCACAGAAAUGGGUGUUUUUCAAGAAAUUUGUCAGUAUACUGCUGCAAAUAUCAGGGAUUUUCUGGGAACUCUUCCACCAGUUAUUUUAAUCUGCCGUAGCAAAGCCAUGCUUGUCAAGAAGUCUAAGAGGCAGAAGCUGCUGCAUACCUUGAGCCUGUGGAUAUGCUUGGCUCACGUGACCCAAGAAUAAUGACCUUGCUUGAUUUCUGCUCUCCAAAUCUUGCCCAAGUUCUUCUCAUUAGCAAAAUCUGAUACUGAAAAGAGGGUUCUGGGAAAUCUAGUCCCUGGUAUGUCCUCUGCAUUGCAGAGGAAAAGAGACUGUUGCUGAUAGAAAAGGGAUAAUUAACAAUCCAGCACAGAGGUCAUAUCCCUGGUUGAGGUGAAAGAUGACAAGAGUCUGGGCAAGAAGGUAAUAGAAAAGUGGUAAAAAGAUAAAUUCAAAUAGAUUUAAAAAGUUAAAUUCAUAAAUUCUUGAAGUUAAAUUGUAAUAAUUUUUGAGGUCACAGGAUGGGGUGAGAAAGGGAGAGAGAGGAUUAAGGAUGUCUCUCAGGCUCUUACCUUGAGUUCCUGGGUAGAUAGUAGAAAUGCUAACUGAGAUAGAGAAUGGAAGUGGGCCAGUUUAGAGGAAAAUAUAAUACAUACAUUUUGACAUCCAAGUGCAGAUAUAUAGUAAAAAGCAGAAUAUGUAUCUGAAACUUUGAAGAAAUAUCUAAAGACACAAAUUUGGGAAUCAUUAGAAUUUAGGUAGGAGUUGAAGCCAUGAGAGUGGGUAAGAUUGUAUGGAAAAGAUUUGAGAAUAAAAAAAUCGUUGGUCAAUUAUAGAAUCCAACUGAAGGAGUCCAUAAGUAUGCCAAAACAGAAUGUUAAGAGGAAGACAUGAAAGCCAAAGGGUGGAAGCCAGGGAAGUAGAGGCUUAUGAAAAGAAAAGAAUGAGCAAUAGUUUAAAACAGUGAUGAGGCAUACCAAAUAAGGACCAAAAAGUGUUUGGAUUAGAUUUGGUAACUAGAAUGGUCAUUGGUGAAUUUCAUUGUGAAUAGUUUUUGUAGAGUGGUGUGGUGAGACACUGUAUUGCCUUAGGUUGGGAAAUAAAUGUGGGAUAAAGAAAUGGAAAUAGGGAGUAAAGAUUAUUAUUUUGACAAAUUUGCCUGUGGGAGAUAAUGACUGAGAGUGAUUCAGGAUUGAGGGAAAGCCUCUCUCCCUUUUUUUUUUCUGUCCCUACAUUCUUUCCUCUUUUUUUUUUUUUUUUUGAAUCAAUUUUAGCUUUCUCUUAUUCAUUUGAUAACUUAGAGAAACAGCUGGAAUAUAUGAAAUGCCAAGCUUGAUAACAGUAUUAGCAGGUCUGUGUAAAUCUCUUUUGGGAGUGGCGAGGGGAUCCUUAGAUCCCAUUGACAGUGACACCCUUUACUGUGAAGUUCAGGCUUAGUUAUGAACUAUAAUCUGUUACUAAUAUUAGAAAAUGCAUUUACCUCAAAAUUACUUUAUCUUCUUUCAGAAUCAGAAAUGUUAAAAAAAGAAUAUAAUAGAAAGCCUGGAAAAGUAGAAGCAUUGCAAGGCAUAUUUUUUGACAUAUACAAAGGACAGAUCACUGCAAUACUUGGGCAUAAAGGAGCUGGUAAAUCAACACUGCUAAACAUUCUUAAUGGAUUGUCUGUUUCUACAGAAGGAUCAGCCACUAUUUAUAAUACCCAGCUCUCUGAAAUAACUGACAUGGAAGAAAUUAGAAAGAACAUUGGAUUUUGUCCACAGUUUAAUUUUCAAUUUGACAUUCUCACUGUGAGAGAAAACCUCAGGGUAUUUGCUAAAAUAAAAGGAAUUCAGCCAAAGGAAGUGGAACAAGAGGUAAAAAAAUUAUAAUGGAAUUAGACAUGCAAAGCAUUCAAGACAUUAUCACUAAAAAAAUUAAGUGGUGGGCAGAAGAGAAAACUAACAUUAGAGAUUGCCAUCUUAGGAGAUCCUCAGGUGAGAGAAACAAUAUAUUUUUACAAUUAAUUUAGAUUCAAGGUUAUACUACUAUUAUUAAAGUCCAACUUCUACUGUAAUUACAAAAUGUGAGGGAAAAUUUAUAAUAAAGUACCAUGCAACCCUGUUAGGGAUCUGGUGGAGGACUGUAUUGGAGUCUAGAAAUCUUACUGGUUUUCAUGGUGCUUUCUGAAGAUCCCUACUGUGAAGAGGAAGAUGCUUUCAUAUGUUUCCUCCACUGUAGGUUUUGCUACUGGACGAACCAAUUUCUGUAUUGGAUCUCUUUUCAAGGCACUGAGUGUGGAGCCUCCUGAAGGAGAAUAAAGUAGACCGAGUUAUCGUCUUCAGUACCCAAUUCAUGGAUGAGGCUGACAUCUUGGCUGGUGAUUCUUGGCUUCUUUAUUCCAACUAGUUAUUUAAGGAUUUAAUGUGAGAGUUAUUUUUCAUAGCCUGUUUUCAAAAGAGGAAAAUCUUGUUUGCAGUUCAUUUGAAUGACUGUAUUCUAAAAAUGCACUUUGCCUCAGAGGAAUUCUGAUCUCCCAAUUACUUCUUAGACUCAUGCUUUAUGUAUCUUCUUCUUGUCUUUAACUUUCCUGACUGUUUACAUUAGUAACAAGUAUAUUUAAAACAUUCUUAAACACCAAUAUUACCCUUAAUAUAUAGAAAAAUCUUUAGCUGGGAAAAUUAUUUUUGAAUUUACGUUCCUUUGUUGCCAAUUUAGGAAGAUCUUUGUUUACUGAGUGAGGUGUCGAGUGUGAAGAUGCAAGAUUGGAAAAUUAGACAUAGAACAACAUAGUUUUGCCUAGGAAAUAAAGGCAAGUGGGAAGACUAGUUUCAGUGAGCCAGGAGAGUAUGUGAAUGGACAGUCUGAAAAAAAUAAAGCCAGAAAGGGACUCAGUGAAAACAGAAUAUUUUGUUGUGUAUAAAAUGGUGCAAAAUGUAACACUAUCCUCAAUUCCUUCAUGAAUCUGAGGUAAGAUAAGUUUUACUUCUUGUAUCAGUUAUUUCUUGUUUCAAUAAUGCUGUGUAAUGAAACUUCCUCAGAGUCAGUGCCUUAAAACAAUAAGUAUUUGUUUAGUGCAUGAGUUGGAGAGUUGGCAAUUUAGCAUGGGUUCACAGCCUAAAUUUUCAGGUCUUGACUGGAUCCACUCAUUUGUUAGGGGGUCAAGUAGCCAUUGACUAAGGUGACUCAAAAUUCGAGGUGUAAUUCAUUCUCAAGCAGGCUAGCCCAGUAGUAUUCUUGUGGCAGUGACUCAGCCUCAAGAGACCAAAUCCAAAUGCAGAAGCCCAUUUCAAGCCUCCACAUGCCAUUGGCUACAGCAAGUCAUAUGGGGCGUAACCCUGCAAAGUUACAUAGCAAAGUAUGUGGACAUAGGAAGAGGUGAAGAAUUGGGCCGUCGCUGGAAAGUUUUUGUGGCACUGGAUUAGUUAUGGGGAAUGCAGUGAAUUUCUGAAGCCUGUUUCACAAUAGGCAUGGGGAUUAGAAAUGAUACUGCACCCAGGGGCUUAAUGACAUUACAGUUGCAUUUAUAUUACAAGUGUCAUUCAGUGUUUGGUAUCCAAAGGAGAGAAUAUACUAUGUAAGGAAUUACUCUUUACAUAAUUUUUUGAAUCUUUCUUUCAAUUCAGAUAGGAAAGUAUUUCUGUCUAACAGGAAGUUGAAAUGUACCAGAUCAUCUUUGUUUCUGAAGCAAAAGUGGGAUAUUGGAUAUCAUUUAAGGUAUGUGUUCUAGAUGCAGUUAUUUUUAAAUGAGCGUGUUAAUAUGAGAGUGACAUUUUAUAGAAGCUUUUAGAAAUAUAAGAUAGGCAACUUAACUUUUGGUAGAAAUUGUUUUGCAAUAAAUGGCCUAAAAUGUCUUCCUCAUUAACAUUUCCUUUGUUGGUUAUCUCUUGGUUUUAAGCAUGCUAAUUUAAAAAAAUGUGUACUUCUCAAUACAACAUUUUUAAGCCAAUAUUUAUAAAGAAAAAAAUUAUCUUUAUGUCCUCAAUAAGCCAUUGAUUACUUUUAGCAAAACAAUUUGCCCUAAAAUUCUGUAGUUAUAUUCCAAAUCUAAUUGAUAGAAUGGCAGAAUAUCACAUGGGAACAUUUUAGAAAGCAUCAAAUAUUCACAAAUAAGCUCUGCAAAUAGAAGUUGCUGACAUUAAAAGAAACCAUUUACUGCAUAGAAAGCAACUGUUUACUAAAUACUUUAUUAAUUUUCCAGUUAUUCAGAAGCAAUGUUUCAUGUGUCUUACAGCCUAUUAUGUUAUAUAUAUAUAUAUAUAUAU